AUGGCAAAGAAGCCUAGCAGGAAAGGUCUUCUCUUUUGGACACCUAAUGUUGAGGCCAUGCUGGAUCGUUUCAUCACUCAAAACUCUCCACCGAACUCCAAAACUCUCCAUCUCAUUGAGGCUCAUCGCGAUGCCAGCAUUCGUGGACUCAAUUCACACCUCACUCGACUUCUAAAUGAGUUAGAAGCUAAGAGAAAAAUCGGUGAAGCAUUUGAUCGGAUGAGGAAAGCUAGCCAAAGCCGGUGCUGGUGGGAAGCCCCAAUUGACAAGCUCGGAUUGCUAGAGCUUGAACAGCUUAGGAACUCCAUGGAGGAGCUUAAGAAGAAUGUUACAAAUCAAACUAACUAG
This is a messenger RNA of Cornus florida, 348 nucleotides long. Its product is annotated as agamous-like MADS-box protein AGL62. Lineage: Eukaryota; Viridiplantae; Streptophyta; Magnoliopsida; Cornales; Cornaceae. Bases 1 to 348 code for a protein of 115 amino acids. The transcript has a single exon. The record is from RefSeq and is a predicted model, not a curated record.